Aspergillus candidus is the source of this 1296-nucleotide messenger RNA. Its product is annotated as polyamine acetyltransferase. The transcript has 3 exons. The annotation marks the transcript as partial. The record is from RefSeq and is a predicted model, not a curated record. Gene Ontology annotation, molecular function: aralkylamine N-acetyltransferase activity. Lineage: Eukaryota; Fungi; Ascomycota; Eurotiomycetes; Eurotiales; Aspergillaceae. Gene Ontology annotation, cellular component: cytoplasm.
GUUUAAGAUUUAGUCAUUUCUCUCCAUCUCCUCCUUCCUCCCCCAACUUCCGCCCCCUACGUCUAUCCGACAUUAAAUCCAAUCUCCCCUUCCUGUUUGAAAGAGAAACGUUGGUAAAUCCCUUCCGUGCUGGGAAUUCUGACCAAAACAACCCCCACACCCCCUUCGCUCGCACUCUGUGAGUCGCGCCCGAUCUCUGCCGUUCCCUCUCCUCCGUACUUCUCCGCCACCUCCGCCUCGCCUUUUGAUCUCACCACAUCUCCGAUCUUUUACUCCAACUACGCUCAAUCAUGUCCGAUCAAACGAAUCAGCAAUCUUCUGGAACCGUGAACGGUGUCAAGGUCGAACCCUUGUCCCCCGCGUCCACCGCCGACGAUCUGUCCCGCCAUAUCAACCGGGAGCUGGAUCCGCUCGCCUCCGCCCAUCUCCAGGCCCAGGGCUUCCCCCCCGAACUGGCCGAUGAACUCGACGAUGACGAUGAUGAGGAGGAAGUAGAUGAGGACUACGUUGCGGUUGACCAUGACGAUAUCAACGAAUUCCCGUCUUGGUUCCGCCGUCCCCCGGUCCACCACCGCACCCAGCUGGACGAGCUGCACCCCUUCACCCAGGUCCUCACCGUCUCCCACGUGGAUGACUGCGUCGAAGUUGAGCAGGCUUUCCCCGAGGCGGAGCGUUGUACUCGCGACAAGUUCACCUACCGUUUGAACCGAUGCCCCGAAUUGUGUCUGGGCCUCUUCACGCUGCCCAUUCUGCGCGAUGGUGAGCCGAAACCCCGGCCGACCCUGGUCGGGCAUGUGGUGGCGUCGCGGACGCCGACCGUUCUCGUCACUGAUAAGGCCAUGCAAUUGCCGGACGACUGGCGCACGGAGCGCUUCUCCACCAAGGACGGAGAGACGGUCGGGCACGAUGAGUACGGCAGCACCAUCGCCAUCCACUCGCUCGCCGUGCGACCGGAGCACCAGGGCAAGCAGGUCGCCCGCACCUUGAUGAAAGCCUACAUCCAGCGCAUCAAGGAGGCGCAGAUUGCUCAACGGAUCUCCAUCAUUUCCCACGACCACCUGGUGGCCUUUUACGAAUCGUUUGGGUUUGAGAACCGGGGUCCCAGCAAGUGCCAGUUUGGUGGCGGCGGCUGGGUUGAUCUGGUAUUGGAAUUUACGAAUGAAUGAGCGAUGGACGACUGGCAUUUCUAUGACCCAAUGCUAUCUCCCUUUCGCUAGGUUGUCUUUUGUCUUUUCACUGUUCUUCUUCCCCUUUUCUCUUUUUUUUUUUUUUUUAUUUUUUUUUUCUUCUCUUCUU